This is a messenger RNA of Prunus armeniaca (apricot), 276 nucleotides long. Lineage: Eukaryota; Viridiplantae; Streptophyta; Magnoliopsida; Rosales; Rosaceae. The record is from the annotation of a GenBank genome assembly.
AUGAUAGGAAUAGCUGGACUCACUAGAGCACAAGUAGGACCUAAAGCACUAGUAUGCAUAUAUGAUGACAAAUGGGAUAACCAUCAACAAGUAGCUAUAGCCACAACAGAAGUAGAUCUUAGCACAAACGUAGCAGUUAUAGGAUGUAUUCCUAAUUACAAUACCAAACACCUCAAUCCCUCAAACAAGCAGCGGAGAGCACCCAAGCCCAACAAGGCUUGGUGUACCCUCACCCACUGGAUUGAUAAUUGGAUUAUCAAGUUCUCCAAGAGCUGA